This is a messenger RNA of Acipenser ruthenus (sterlet), 2470 nucleotides long. RefSeq lists its product as uncharacterized. The transcript has 14 exons. The record is from RefSeq and is a predicted model, not a curated record. Bases 27 to 2012 code for a protein of 661 amino acids. NCBI's taxonomy places the organism in Eukaryota, Metazoa, Chordata, Actinopteri, Acipenseriformes, Acipenseridae.
AUUUGCUGUGAGUGCAUUUUGAAAAUAUGUCAAACAUAUUAUUUUUCUUUGUGGUGCUUCCAAUUCUUGGAGUAACACCUUCCAAUGGUGAUCAGUGCCAUCAUGGACAUCAACCAACAAACAUGAGGGACUGUAGAGGAAAGCAAUAUAACAUAAAGUCUCAGGUUUGCUGCGAAGAUGGACAAGUGUUACCUGGAUCUCCCGAUGCUCAGUGCUGUGGCAACAAGACCUUUGACCCCAGUAGCCACACCUGUUGCCAUGGCUAUGUUUCCCCUGGUGGAGGCCUGAGUUGUUGUGGACAGAUAGCCUACAGUAGGACCAAUGCAUCCUGUUGCGCUGGUCAGUUGUCUAAGGAAUAUAAUGAAAUGGUGUCGCAAUGCUGUGGAACUAAGGCCUAUUAUCACACCUAUGAUCUGUGCUGUGGAGACGAGCUCUACAACCUUACAACUCACACAUGCUGUGGAGCGGAACAGAACAUUAUCCUGAAGAAAAACACACCAAACGACAAAUGCUGCGGCUCUACAUUAUUUAAUGAAGACACUCACACAUGCUCCGUCGAUAUGACUAUCAUAAGUAAAGGCAGUUCAAUAGAAGGAACAAGCCAGAGAAUAACCACCAUAAAGCCACAAUCCUCAAAGGGAAAAAACAAUUAUGAUCCCACAAUGCACCAUUGCUGCAGUGGGCAACUCUGUGCAAAGCCCAAAUACUGCUGUGGAAACAAAUGCCUGGACAAGAACACUCACAUCUGCUGCGGUGAUCGAGUUUCUCCUCGGAUAGCGGGGAAAGCAACAAAAUGCUGCGGCGAUCGCAUCUACAAUUCCUCUGAACUGGCUUGUUGUGGGAACAAGGUGGUGAAAGGUAAAAGCUGCAGUAUUAAAAAAAAUCUAAGCCCAUGUGGAUGGGACACUUACUUUGACCCUAAAAUGGAGAGAUGCUGUAUUAACAAGACAUCUAACAAAGGAGUUGUCUAUCGCUCGAACCAGACAUGCUGUGAGGGAAUAGUUUCCUCCACCCCAGGUACUGGUUUGAAUGGUGGACAAUGCUGCAACUCAAAAGGCUACAACCCCAAUCUAGACAUGUGCUGUUCAGGAGUGAUCCAUACAUUAAAACCAGGGAUACACCAAGAGUGCUGUGGUGGUUCCGCCUAUGACAUCAAAUCAAGUGUAUGCUGCAACGGCACUCUGUAUCAAGAGACAGACGGAGAGACAGUUUGCAGUGGAGGCAUCCCCUUUAAUCCCACAAAUGAGACCGUUUGUGGCAAAGUUACGCAUGAGAGUGGGCAACAUUGCUGCGGGAAUCAUAUUUUCAAACCUUUGACUGAUAUUUGCUGCCGGGGAAAAAGUCACCCCAGGACUAACACGGGGCUGCUGUGCUGUGGCUCGCAACCGUACAACCCAGCGAACUCCAGUUUCAAGUGCUGUAAUGGGAAGCUACAUGCCCUGUCAAGUCAUCCCCGAUCGUGGGGCUGCUGUGGCGAGGGUCUCAUUGACUUGCAGACUCACGAAUGCUGCUCUUCCAAAGAUCAGCAUCUGGUCUUCAAGAAGGAUUCAGAGUUCUCCUGCUGUGGACACCACCACUACAAGACCUCACUGGACUCCUGCUGCGCUGGGCGUCUCAUUCAGAAACACAAACAAGCACAGAGCACAGGAAAAGCCUGCAGACUGGUUCAUAUUGCAGACAUUGAAGACUCAGCAGUGUGCAACAAGAGAGUUCUCAUGGGGAGAAUGCACAGCUUGGCUAUUCAGCAUUCUCGACGAGUCUAUGUGAUGAUCGAUGUCCUGGAAGUGAUGAAAAACAAGAGUGCUGUCCCCCUGUCUCAUCCUACGAUCAUCACAGUGGACCAUUGCCUCUGCCCUCUGCUGAACCUGGGAGCGACAUACGCACUGUGGAUCCCACACAACAUGACUAUAGACUCUGUGACACUGGAAAAUUCCGUAGAAAUGACUGAACUUAGCCACCUUGAGUCCUGUCCUGUAUUCACCAUCCUGCAGGUCAUGGACAAGUGUAAAUAAUCGACACAGCAUGUGUCGACAUGUUUCUCAAACUUGUACUUUACUUGAACAAAAGUUAUUGUAUUUCUUGCUCUUAUUGUAUUACUUGUAUUGUAACGCUUGAAAUGUUUUUGCUUACGAUUGUAAGUCGCCCUGGAUAAGGGCGUCUGCUAAGAAAUAAAUAAUAAUAAUAAUAAUACUCAGUAGAAUUAACCUUUUGUGUAUAUAUUACAUUAGACUGGAGCCUUUUAAAACCAGCUAAUGAUUUUCCAUGGUUUGUUCUGUUGUAAAGGGAAGCACAGCUUUCGCAUCCUGGCUGUGUGAAAUCUUUUCUGGGGGUUCUUGAUUAGGAGGAUUGUCAGGGAUUUUUUGUCCUCUAUGUGUAACAUCAGUGCCUCAGCUUGCCUUCAGGGGCCGGUAGCUUUUUCUAUUGUUUCAGAUCCAGUUCUUUAAACUAUUAAAUGUAUAAUCUACUCUCA